This is a messenger RNA of Neohortaea acidophila, 1956 nucleotides long. RefSeq names its product acid phosphatase AphA. Gene Ontology annotation, molecular function: metal ion binding; acid phosphatase activity. Bases 79 to 1908 code for a protein of 609 amino acids. Lineage: Eukaryota; Fungi; Ascomycota; Dothideomycetes; Mycosphaerellales; Teratosphaeriaceae. The transcript is spliced from 3 exons. The record is from RefSeq and is a predicted model, not a curated record.
CCUCCCACUUCUUCCUCAUCAUUCACGACUGUUCCUGGUUGAUUGUUGUAGCUUGUGCUCCAUCCGUAUUCCUUCAGAAUGCGAUCCAACGCACUGUUGAGCGCCCUGUUGGCGGUGGGCGGCGCCGUCGCCCUCCCGGGUGAGAAGAGAGAUGUCAGCACCAAAUACCCGUAUACCGGGCCCGCCGUGCCCGUCGGCGACUGGGUCGACCCUACCAUCAACGGCAAUGGCAAGGGUUUCCCCCGUUUGGUCGAGCCGCCUGCCGUCACUCCCAAGUCCAAGACGCCCACCAACAACAUCAACGUCAUCCAGGUCUCGUACAUUCCCGGCGGUGCCAACAUUCACUUCCAGACGCCCUUUGGCAUUGGAGGCAACCCGGUGGUCAACUGGGGCACGAAUGGCUGGAAGCUGAGCUCCAAGGCUACCGGUCUUACCCAAACCUAUGGCCGUACGCCAUCGUGCUCGGAGAUCAAGGCGGUCACCAUGUGCAGCGAGUACUUCCACAACGUCCAGAUCACCGGCCUCAAGAACAACACGCAAUACUUCUACCAGAUCCCGGGCGGCAACGGCACCACCCCGUCGGGCGUGUUCAAUUUCACCACUGCUCGCGCUGCUGGUGACACCACCCCGUUCUCCAUUGCUGUGCUCAAUGACAUGGGCUACACCAAUGCUCAGGGCACAAAGGCCCAGAUCCAGGCGUUGGUGGACGAGAAGAGCAUUGCCUUUGCGUGGCACGGUGGUGACAUCAGUUACGCUGAUGACUGGUACUCCGGCAUCCUGCCUUGCAACCUCACCGACUGGCCUGUCUGCUACAACGGCUCCUCGACCACCCUCCCCGGCGGCAAGCCUUAUCCUCCGGAGUACUUGGACGCUCCCCUGCCCGCCGGAGAAAUUCCCAACCAAGGUGGCCCACAGGGUGGUGACUUUAGCGUCAUCUACGAGUCCAACUGGGAUCUGUGGCAAAACUGGAUGAACAACAUCACGACCAAGAUUCCUUAUAUGUCUCUGCCUGGCAACCACGAGGCGGCUUGCGCCGAGUUUGAUGGUGGCAACAAUACCCUGACUGCCUACUUGAAUGACGACAAGGCCAACUCUUCCGCUCCCACGUCCGACCUCACCUACUACAGCUGCCCGCCGUCGCAGAGAAACUUCACUGCCUUCCAGAACCGCUUCCGCAUGCCCGGAAGCGAGAGUGGUGGUGUCAGCAACUUCUGGUACUCAUUCGACUACGGCAUGGUCCACUUCGUGUCUCUCGACAGCGAGACCGAUUUCCCGUACAGCCCCGAGUACUCCUUUCUUGCCGAUACCGACGGGAAGUCGUACGACCCCACGGAGCAGGAAACGUACAUCACCGACUCCGGGCCAUUUGGAUACAUCCGAGGCAACUACAAGGAGAACAAGGCAUACGAACAAUACAACUGGCUCGUCGCGGAUCUUGCCAAGGUGGACCGCAAGGUGACUCCCUGGGUGAUUGCCAUGGCCCAUCGCCCGAUGUGGAGCUCGCAGGUGGCCAGCUACCAGAAGAACGUGCGCAACGCCUUCCAAUCGGUGCUGAUCGAGAACGGUGUCGACAUGUACCUCUCCGGACACAUCCAUUGGUACGAGCGGCUGAACCCUCUGACCGCCAGCGGUACCGUCGACAACAGCUCCAUCAUCAGUGCCAACAAGUACCAGACGAACCCCGGCACGUCUCUUGUCCAUGUGAUCAACGGCAUGGCGGGCAACAUUGAGAGCCACAGCACGCUUGGAAGUGACCCUCGCCUCCCCAUCACCGCCGUGCUCAACCAGAAGGAUUACGGCUUCAGCAAGCUCACCGUCAACAGCGCGACCGAGUUGACGUGGCAGAUGAUCAUGGGCGCGGAUGGAAGCGUGGGAGAUGAGUUUACCCUGACCAAGAAGUCGUCGUAGGUGGAUGGAGAGGUGCGAUGGGAUGGAAUGUAUACAAGAUGUAGUGGG